This is a messenger RNA of Laccaria bicolor S238N-H82, 381 nucleotides long. RefSeq lists its product as uncharacterized. The record is from RefSeq and is a predicted model, not a curated record. NCBI's taxonomy places the organism in Eukaryota, Fungi, Basidiomycota, Agaricomycetes, Agaricales, Hydnangiaceae. The coding region runs from base 1 to 381 and encodes 126 amino acids. The transcript has a single exon.
AUGUUGGCACCCCUCAUGGACGGUAUGAUCACCCGCGAUAUCAAGGCGCGCUUCACGGCUGCAGAGGCUCUGGCAUUCCUUGAAAGUUUUCGAGUGAACCUGGAUCCGGAGGUACUUACCCGCCGGCCUACCGAGGCGUCUAAUACAUUGUGGAAUUGCUGGGAUCGAUGGGCUGGGCUUCCAAAGGAUUUCGUGGAUCAGUGGUCUGCAUACCGUGACCCACCCCCUACUUAUUCCUUUCGUCUUCUGCAGAAAAUCUGCGAAUACGACCUUGGAUGGCGGACUGUUACCAGGUUAAGGGAGGUGGCUAGAGAUGUAGGGGCAUUGCUUCGCCGAAUUCAGAACAUAUUUAAAAUCUGCCGUUGUUAUCUCAAGGUCUAA